CAAGCUUAGUUUUAUUCCCUCUUUGUUUACAUAAAAUUUUGACUUGAAUUAUGCUAAAACUACUUAAUAGCUACCGAAAAUGUAUAAUUAACAAAAAUAUAUCACCAGCUUUGUGCUACUCAUCACAUGCACCUGAAAAAGGAUUCAACAACAAGCCAAAUGUGUCGGAAAUCAAAGCUGACUAUAUUGGCCCACCAGAUGAGUCUUCAAACAUCAGGCCAAUCCUUAGAUAUGCUCCAGAUGAUGAAACACAUUUACAGAAAAAAUUACGAUUGAAAAGAAUCGAUGCUGAACAAUUUGUUUCUGGAUUUUGGAAGAAUCACAAUAAGCGGUUCUUUACAGAGAAGAGCAAUUUUAUAGCAGAAAGGCAAGGAGAUAAGGAACUAAAUGCAGACGAAAUGAGUGAAUUCUAUAAGAAAUUUCUUGACAAAAACUGGGAGUCACACUUUUAUUUCAAUAUUAUGUGGUAUAUGAAGAAUUUUGAGUUAUUGUAUCUAGCUUUAUUAGUAAAUGUACAGAAAGGUAUUCGUAAAAUAAAGAAUUAAUUUAUUAGAACUAAAAUUUCAU
Molecule: messenger RNA, 567 nt
Organism: Chironomus riparius
Lineage: Eukaryota; Metazoa; Arthropoda; Insecta; Diptera; Chironomidae
Source: the annotation of a GenBank genome assembly